AUGUCAUCAAUAAAUAUUCUGAGCUUAAAUAUAAAUAGUUUCUCUACCCAUACAGCCCAAUUUGAAGCUCUAGUUACUGAGCUAAAACCACACAUAAUUACAGUUGUUGAAACCUGGCUUACUCCUGAUAGUCAUAUUGCACUGAAGGAUUAUGUAAUUUUGCGUCGUGACCGUGGAUUGAUAAAUUCAAAUGGUCAUUACAUCAGAGGUGGAGGUGUUGCGUGCCUAAUACAUAAUUCUCUAAAAUCGAAAUUAUUAUUUUCAUCUGAAGCUGAUGACAUUAACCAUCCUGAAUACAUAUUAAUUGAUGUUCUAUCAUCAUCUAGUUGUCGCAUACUCCUUUCAGCUAUUUACAGAAGACCACAGGGAUUAUUAUUAGAUAGCUUUAUUAUACAUUUUGCUAAAUUUUAUCCAUCAUAUAAAAAUAUUAUCAUCAUGGGUGACUUGAAUUGCAAUUAUAUGAAAACUGAUCGUCCAUCAAAUCACCUAAAAUCUUUCAUUGCUGAUUCGGGACUUUACUGCAUACCAUAUGGAUCUACAUUUCAUAUUUUUGGAGUUGACUUGUUGUUGGUAGUAUCUCAAAUGCCUUUCAUAGGUGGUCAUGAUUAUUCAUGUUGCAAAUAUAAAUUUGAAGUGAUACCAAAAUAUGAUAAAACAGUCAAGUUCAGAGAUUUCAAACAUUGUGAUCAUGAAGCUCUUACGAAUAAUUUAAAUCGAGAAUUGAACCUUGCUAAUGCUAAUACUAACCUCGAUGGCUUAGAUCCAAACUACUUAGUUGGACAUUUCAUCAACGCAAUUACAUCAGCCUUAGAUAAUUUUGCUCCCUUUGUCACCAGGAAAUCGAGUCGUCCAAGCAGUCCGUGGUUAACUGGUGAGCUAAGGCACAAAUUUAGGCAACGAGAUAAUCUAUAUAAAAAAGCACGACGAACUGGAGAUCAAAAUCUUCUUGCUCAGUACAAGAUAAAACGGAAAGAAUUGAAAUUCGAACUAGCCUCUGCUCGAGAUACUUAUUUCAAACAAGUUCUCGAUGACACCAGGUCCAAGUUUGAUAUUGUAGAUGUCACCAAGAAUUUACAAAUCACUGUGCAGAAUUCCAAAGGCAAAAGCCCUGAUGGGUUGGAUCUUAAGUGGCUGAAAGAUCAUCUACCAUAG
Molecule: messenger RNA, 1152 nt
Organism: Cotesia congregata
Lineage: Eukaryota; Metazoa; Arthropoda; Insecta; Hymenoptera; Braconidae
Source: the annotation of a GenBank genome assembly